AUUUCAUCACAGUACACUAUUCACUUCUAUUUUGUCUGCUUUUUCUAAGUUUUGAAUUUUAAUUGGUAGACCUUGUCAAAACUGAAAAUAGUGUCAUUUUAAGUUGGGAAAUGCAUUUUCAUACAAAAGCAUUGUCAUAUAUAAUAAAAACUGAUAUCAGUCCUAUAUAUUCUACUCUGAAAUAAAAAGUUCAGAAAGAAAGAAAAGAAACUCAAAACAUCAUGCUUGGUUUCUCCAUCUCGCGGUGGUAUCUACUUUGGUGCCUCUUUUGCUGGACUAUAACUUGUUUUGGAGUAUUACCACAAAGUUUGCCAUUGCACCCCGAUGAAGUACGAACUCUCCAACAAAUGGGAGUGACAAUGAAGGCACAACGAAAUCUAACCUUGUCUUGUGACUCUCGGUCCUUUCCUAAUAUUACCUGUGGAAAUUGUAGUGACAACUACUGUCACAUUAACCAGUUACGCUUGAAAGACCUCAAUUUGGGAGGCAGGCUUCCUUCUGAACUUGUGAAUCUUACAUAUCUUGAUACGGUUGAUUUCACGCGUAACUUUUUUCACGGUUCUCUUCCACCGAUAUGGAGUAAUAUGAAGAGCUUGAAGUCCAUUUCUCUUACUGCCAAUUGCUUAUCCGGGAAAAUUCCAAAAGAGUGGGGAGAUUUUCCAAAUCUUAACUACUUAAGUUUUGAAGCGAACAAUCUUUCUGGUAGUAUUCCUGAGGAGCUUGGGAAGCUAACCAACCUAACUCACUUGUUCUUUUCUUCAAAUAAGUUUGUGGGAAGGCUGCCAAAUACACUUGGAAAUCUGACAAAUUUAUUGGAUCUUAGGCUAAGCGAUAAUAGUUUUGAAGGCCCUAUACCAGAAUUCAUUCAAAACUUCACUCAACUUAAGAGGCUGGAACUAUAUGCAACUGGACUAGAAGGACCUAUCCCUGCUUCCAUUUUUCAAAAUUUAAACAAUUUGACUGAUCUGAGGAUCACUGAUAUGGCUGGUGAAAAGUCUGACUUAUCUACUCUAAAAAUUAACAUCAAGAAUAGUCCUGAUCAUAGUGUAUUGGUGCUCAGAAAUGUGAAUUUAACUGGAAUUAUCCCAAAUACAAUCGUGAAUAUGAUUACAGGAUUAAAGAUGUUAGACUUGAGCUUUAAUAAUUUGGUAGGAGGACUGAACACUGCCCAAUCCUACACAACAGAACAUAUAUUUUUAGGGGGUAACAAGCUUAAUGGAAGCGUGCCUGAGACAUUCCGCUUCAAUUCCAAGAAUGACAAUAUUGAUCUAUCUUAUAAUAACUUCAAUUGGUCAACUUCCACAUGUGAUAACGAGAACAGCUUUAAAUUUGUAAACACAUAUCGGAGUUCCUACUUGAAGAAUGAGCUUCUUUCUUGCUCACAUAAAUUCUAUUGUCAACAAUAUCAAUCUUCCCUGCAUAUAAAUUGUGGUGGACCACAAGUGACUGUGAAGAAUGUCAAUGGAAGUCUCACAUAUGAAGGUGAUGAGUUUGAUGGCUACAAUUCAGCAGUGAGUAAAAGUAUAACAAAAACUUGGGGAUUUAGCAGCAUAGGAGAUGCUAUGGAUGACAAUGAUAAGAUAAAUAAUCAUGUUGUACACGAUGACAACAAUCUGUUUAAGGAUAGUGGGGAUUUAUAUAUUACAGCUCGAAAAUCACCCUUGUCCCUCACUUACUUUGGAUGUCUGCAAAAUGGAAUGUACACUGUAAAACUACACUUUGCAGAGCUUGAGCUUGACAAUGUUAUUGGCCGACGCAUAUUUGAUAUAUAUAUUCAAGGAAAGAAAAUGUUAGUGGAUUUUAAUAUACAUGAGGAAGCUAAAAGAAGUGGUAGUAAAGUUGUUGUCCAAGAGUAUUUUAAUGUCAAUGUGACUGAUAAUAUCAUGGAAAUUCGCUUCUAUUGGGCUGGAAAAGGAACCACUUGUGUUCCUAAGAGAGGAUAUUAUGGUAUUCUCGUAUCCGCUAUUUCAGUGUGUCCAAGUUCCAAAUCCCAUUGUGAAGAACCUAACUCACCAAAUAGAAUAUCUAUAGUGGUUGGCAUUUCCAUUUCUGUUUUUUGCCUAAUCCUGCUAAUAAUUGGUAUCAUCACUUGGAAAAGAUACCAAAACAACAAACAUGCAAAGGAAACAUCAAAGCUUUCCGGCAUGGAGUUAAUAACAGGUUCAUUUACUUUGAGACAAUUAAGAGCUGCCACUGAUGAUUUUCAUUCUGAUAACAUACUUGGAAAAGGUGGUUUUGGAAGUGUUUAUAAGGGUCAUUUAUCAGAUGGUACAGUUAUUGCAGUGAAGCAACUGUCUUCAAAGUCAAGACAAGGCAAUCGUGAAUUCAUUACUGAGAUAGGCAUGAUAUCUGGUUUGCAACAUCCAAAUUUAGUCAAGCUUUAUGGCUGUUGUAUAGAAGGAAAUCAAUUAUUACUAGUAUACGAGUACAUGGAAAAUAAUAAUCUUGGGCAUGCACUCUUUGGUAAGAGUGGUUUGAAACUGGAUUGGUCAACGAGGUUUAACAUAUGUGUUGGAAUAGCCAAAGGCCUUUUGUUCCUUCAUGAAGGGUCACCUCUGAAGAUUGUUCAUAGAGACAUUAAGGCAACAAAUGUGUUACUUGAUAGAGAUCUUAAUGCUAAGAUUUCAGAUUUUGGAUUGGCUAAGCUUCAUGAAGAGGAUGACAGCCACAUUAGCACUCGAAUUGCUGGAACCAUAGGAUACAUGGCUCCAGAAUAUGCAUUAUGGGGUUAUUUGACUGAAAAGGCAGAUGUUUAUAGCUUUGGUGUAGUUGCUUUAGAAAUUGUUAGUGGGAAGAGCAAUACAAACUACAAACCUGAAAAUGAAUGUGUUUGUCUUCUUGAUUAUGCAUUCGCUUUGCAACGAAAGGAAGACUUACUGGUGCUAAUAGAUCCGAAUUUGGAGAGUAAUUUUAACAAGGAAGAGGCUGAAAGAGUUCUUAAACUGGCUCUUUUAUGCACCAAUGCAUCUCCAACGCUAAGGCCUACAAUGUCAGAAGUGGUUGGUAUGCUUGAGGAACAAACUGCUAUUACUAAUGUGGUUUCUGAUCCUGAUAUAUUUCGUGUUGAUUUGGAAAGUGACUUGAGAUUUAAAUCACUCAAAAACUACUAUCAACAAGUUCAAAGGAAGAAUUCUUCUGAAAUCCAAGGUUCUAGUUCUUUCAACCAAAGAUUUAGUGAACCUUCUACAAGUAGUUCUGCUCAUGAUCUCUACCAAGUCAAUCCUGCAUCCUUAUCUCUUCAUGAUCUAUAUGAAAUCAAUCCUGAUUCCAUGAACAACAGUGACAUUUCUUCUUUGGUUUCGGGUCAUAGUUCAUCAGCUUGGCAUUAAGUUCUUGAGAUGGCAUCACUUGAACCAUGCUAUAGUUUCUUAGUUUAAUAAGGUGAUGAGUCUUUUUUUUCCUGUAAGGAUAUCCAAACCAUGCGUUAUAAUAAUGACACUAAGGCAAGUCUUUUUGUAAGGUGUGUAUUUUAUUGUAAAGAGAGUAAGGAAACAUUGACAUACUUUGCUCUAUUGAAUGAUAUAUACCGCUUUGAUCAC
Cannabis sativa is the source of this 3539-nucleotide messenger RNA. RefSeq names its product probable LRR receptor-like serine/threonine-protein kinase At1g29720. Lineage: Eukaryota; Viridiplantae; Streptophyta; Magnoliopsida; Rosales; Cannabaceae. The transcript is spliced from 25 exons. Gene Ontology annotation, biological process: protein phosphorylation. The record is from RefSeq and is a predicted model, not a curated record. The coding region runs from base 222 to 3329 and encodes 1035 amino acids. Gene Ontology annotation, molecular function: protein kinase activity; ATP binding; protein binding.